Naegleria gruberi is the source of this 672-nucleotide messenger RNA. RefSeq lists its product as uncharacterized. Lineage: Eukaryota; Heterolobosea; Eutetramitea; Acrasida; Naegleriidae. Gene Ontology annotation, cellular component: preribosome, large subunit precursor. Bases 1 to 672 code for a protein of 223 amino acids. The record is from RefSeq and is a predicted model, not a curated record. Gene Ontology annotation, biological process: maturation of LSU-rRNA; maturation of 5.8S rRNA. The transcript has a single exon.
AUGCCUGCAAAGAAACAAGUAGCACCACCAUCACAGAAGAGCAAGCCUUCAUCAUCAACAGGCAGGAAAUCAGCAUCCACAACAACAAAAAAGAACAAGGCUUCUUCUUCAUCAACAAAAGAAACUAAACAACAAGAAUUAAAGAGAAAACGUGAUGCUGAUAGUGAUUCCGAACAAGAAGAAGAAAUUAAUAAUUUAAAUGAAUUUGAUGGUGAUGAAUUAGUAUCACAUAAGAAUGAUUCUAAAAAAGUUAAAUUUGAAGAAGAUGAUGAUGAUAAUGAAGCUAUUGAAUCAUUAAAACAAAAAGAACCACCACAAAAUAGACAACCAGGUCUUGAAGAUGAAGAAACUAAAAAGGAAUUAUCAGCAGUCAUUUCUGAAAUUUUAAAUAGACAAAUUCAAAAAGAUAAAUCACAAAAGAUUUCAACUGAAUUACCUUUAUUAGUAAAUUCUAAAGCAAAGACUUAUCAACGAUUUAUGGAAUUUAUGAAAGAAGAAAAAGAAGUUAAAUCUGUUGAAAAGCAAAGAAGAAGAUUACUUCUUAGAAAUUGUCAAGCUCCAGCUAUUUCAGAUUGGGAAAAGGAAAAAUCUCUUUCAAAUGUUGCUACUCAAGGUAUAAUUAAAUUAUUGACUGCUGUUUUACAAAAGAAGAGAGAAUCUAAUAAUGCUUAA